Messenger RNA from Episyrphus balteatus (marmalade hoverfly), 1346 nucleotides. RefSeq names its product microtubule-associated protein Jupiter (gene Jupiter). Bases 87 to 1133 code for a protein of 348 amino acids. Lineage: Eukaryota; Metazoa; Arthropoda; Insecta; Diptera; Syrphidae. The transcript has 7 exons. Gene Ontology annotation, cellular component: nucleus. The record is from RefSeq and is a predicted model, not a curated record.
GCAGGAAAAAAUAACAAUAAUAUAUAAAAACAGUGUGCUGUUGAUUUUUAUCGCUAUAAAAAAAAUUUAAAUAAAUCAAAAAAAAAAUGGCAACAUACGCUGCAUUUAAACACGUUGAAUUAUACAAUGUUGGUAAAACAAAGAAGAGGGUCUUGAGACCACCAGGUGGCGGUUCUACUGACAUUUUCGGCUCAGAUGUCCCAUCUACUCCGAGAAGUGUAAAGAAUCACAUGCAAUCAAAUAUCUUUUCGUGUGAAAAGGGUUCAGUGAAAAAUAAUGUCCGACAAGGAGCUCACAGAUUCUAUUUCAUUGGUGAUCAGCCACGUCGGGGUCAAAAGAAUACAGACUCUUAUACUCGUCUGUUUGGUGAUGUAGAUCGUCCAUUUACACCAGCCAAGAAUCACAUGAAGAGUAAUCUUGGCUUUAGUGGAAAUAAUGCCGCUGCAGAAAAUGGUAACGGCAAUAAUGCUACAGCCAAUGGUAAUGGACAUCAUGCUAGCAAUGGAAGAAAUGGUAAAUUCGAAAAUGGUGGCUCGUCAUCAUCGGCAUCGUCAGUUUCCUCUUCCACUGAAAACUUAAAGAUGAAUGGCCUCUCAAAGACAGUAUUUUACCGUAAGAUGAGUGGUAAACUCGAUGAAACAUCUGUUGUUUCCUCUUCACCACGACGUUUAAUUGAAAGUGGUAUAUCAAAAGAUGAAAAGAUCAUCAUAUCCAAUGAUAGUCCUUCAGCGAGAAGUUCAUCAUCAAUCAAAAUAACAGAGAAAACAUUAAUUGGUGGUGGCGAUGGUGGGUCCUCACGCUCACCAUCACGACGCACACUCAUGAACAGCUCUGAAGACUCAAGAUCUGAAUUGACAACUUCAACUUCGUUUUCUCAGAAGUCCACUAGUGCAACUAGUGGAUCAAAUAAAUCUUCCACUUCACGAAAUCCGAUUACAGGAUUGGGUCUUGGAGCUGAAGGUCUUAAAUCUCGUCGAAAUGUCUAUCGUAGAGAUGGUAACCCUGUCACUGGAGAAGGAUAUAAACCAGCUGGCGCUGAAAUUAAUACAACCAUCCCAAGUCUAAAUGGUGCCAACCAAGUGAUUAACAAAAAUCGCAUUCCACCUGGUGGCUUUUCUUCCGGACUCUGGUAGAUAAGAUUCAAUGGCGGAUCCAUCAUAAAUUUUGUCACAAUAAAAAAUAACAAAUUAAAAUAUUUUUAAAAAAUAUUAAAAGAAAAAAAAAUUAUAAAAUAAACAACAACAUUUGCUAAAACCAAUAUUAUAUAAAAAAAAAAAUAAUAAUUAAAACAAAAAAUAGUUAUAACGCGGAAUGCAUUUAGAAAUGAAAAAAAAAAAAAAACACCA